AUGCCUGAAGGUGCCGAGUCGCCGCCGCCCGAGCGCCAGACGGGUGCCCAGCUCCACGACCCUCCCGCGUCCGGCCAUGGAACCGACUCGGCAAAGGGCAAGGACAAGAUCAUGGACAAGGAACGCCAAGGCUUGCAGUCGAACCCCAAAGGCCCCAUGGAUGACUCUCUCGAGUCAAAGUUCUCCAAGAAAGAAGGCAACUGUGCGUGA
Molecule: messenger RNA, 210 nt
Organism: Hirsutella rhossiliensis
Lineage: Eukaryota; Fungi; Ascomycota; Sordariomycetes; Hypocreales; Ophiocordycipitaceae
Exons: 1
Coding region: 1-210 (69 amino acids)
Source: RefSeq, a predicted model, not a curated record